Molecule: messenger RNA, 2611 nt
Organism: Amaranthus tricolor (Joseph's coat)
Lineage: Eukaryota; Viridiplantae; Streptophyta; Magnoliopsida; Caryophyllales; Amaranthaceae
Product: ATP-dependent zinc metalloprotease FTSH, chloroplastic
Exons: 5
Coding region: 309-2420 (703 amino acids)
Biological process (GO): proteolysis
Cellular component (GO): membrane; chloroplast thylakoid
Molecular function (GO): metalloendopeptidase activity; ATP hydrolysis activity; ATP binding
Source: RefSeq, a predicted model, not a curated record
UUCAAGCAAAAACUUCAUCUCAUGGACUAUAUGGAAUUCCAAACCAUGUUUUACAUUACAACCCCACUUGUGAUCUAAGAAUCCAGCCCCAAGCCUCCAACACUCAUGUCACAAAUUAAUCCACGCACUAAAUUCAUUGUCAAAUUUAAUUAAAUUCAAUUCAAAAUUCCCAAUAAAUAUCUACACAUUGAUUUUUCGUUUUUGUGUUCCACCAAAGCAUCAGCACCUUUCAGCCAUAAGUUUCUUAUUACUUCAUAUUUCUAUCCCUCUCCUCUGAAACACCCCCCAAAAAACUCAAGGCAUCAACCAUGGCAAAUCCUUUGCUUUCUUCAAGCUUUCUUAGCAAUGGCAUCCAAAUAUAUCCACCAACUCCCAAAACUACAAAACCCACUUUUGUUUUUUCACAUAAGAAGAAGCUUUUAAUCAAACAAUCUCUUCCCAAUUCAAAAAACCCUAAUUUCCCUUCAAAAUCAACUUUAACAGCUUUAAUUUUAUCAACAACUAUUGCUUCACAACAAGCGUUAGCACUUGAUAAUUUACCUCCUCCACAACCUCCUCAAGUAAUUGAAGCUCAACCCAAUGCAAAUAGUCUUUCAAAUUCAUCACCCUUUUCACAAAAUUUGGUUUUAAAUGCUCCAAAACCUUCAAAUUCUGACCUUCCAGAAGGUUCUCAAUGGAGGUACAGUGAAUUCUUGAAUGCAGUCAAAAAGGGUAAGGUUGAAAGAGUUAGAUUCAGUAAAGAUGGAGGUGUUUUACAAUUAACUGCUAUUGAUGGUAAAAGAGCUACUGUAGUUGUUCCUAAUGAUCCUGAUCUUAUUGAUAUUUUAGCUAUGAAUGGUGUAGAUAUUUCUGUUUCUGAAGGGGAGGGUGGAAAUGGGUUGUUUAGUAUUAUUGGGAAUUUGUUGUUUCCUGUUUUAGCUUUUGCAGGGUUGUUUUUCUUGUUCCGCCGGGCACAAGGUGGGCCCGGAGGCCCUGGUGGGCUUGGUGGGCCGAUGGAUUUUGGCCGAUCCAAGUCCAAAUUCCAGGAAGUACCUGAAACUGGUGUGACAUUUUCUGACGUUGCUGGUGCUGAUCAAGCUAAGUUAGAAUUACAGGAAGUAGUGGAUUUUUUGAAGAACCCUGAUAAGUACACUGCAUUAGGGGCAAAAAUUCCAAAAGGGUGUCUUCUUGUGGGCCCCCCUGGGACAGGGAAGACGCUGUUAGCGAGGGCGGUAGCUGGGGAGGCAGGAGUGCCGUUCUUUUCGUGUGCGGCGUCUGAGUUUGUAGAGUUGUUUGUUGGGGUAGGAGCUUCUAGAGUGAGAGAUUUGUUUGAGAAGGCUAAGAGUAAGGCACCAUGCAUUGUGUUUAUUGAUGAGAUUGAUGCUGUGGGUAGGCAAAGAGGGGCAGGACUUGGGGGUGGGAAUGAUGAGAGGGAACAGACUAUUAAUCAGUUGUUGACUGAGAUGGAUGGGUUUUCGGGGAAUUCGGGGGUGAUUGUUUUGGCUGCGACGAAUAGGCCGGAUGUUCUUGAUUCGGCUUUGUUGAGGCCGGGAAGGUUCGAUCGUCAGGUGACUGUUGAUCGGCCUGAUGUUGCUGGGAGAGUUAAGAUUCUUCAGGUUCACUCCCGUGGCAAGGCACUAGCAAAGGACGUCGACUUUGAAAAGAUUGCAAGGAGAACCCCUGGUUUUACCGGAGCAGACUUGCAGAAUCUGAUGAACGAAGCUGCUAUACUUGCAGCUAGGAGAGAACUUAAGGAAAUCAGCAAAGACGAGAUAUCUGAUGCUUUAGAGAGAAUAAUUGCUGGCCCAGAGAAGAAGAAUGCAGUUGUUUCUGAAGAGAAGAAGCGAUUGGUAGCUUAUCACGAGGCUGGCCAUGCCCUAGUGGGUGCUCUUAUGCCUGAAUAUGAUCCUGUUGCUAAAAUUUCAAUCAUUCCUCGUGGCCAAGCUGGUGGUCUUACAUUCUUUGCUCCCAGUGAAGAGAGAUUGGAAUCAGGCCUUUACAGCAGAAGCUACCUUGAAAACCAGAUGGCUGUUGCUCUUGGUGGCAGGGUUGCCGAAGAGGUGAUAUUUGGUGAAGACAAUGUUACAACAGGAGCAUCAAAUGACUUUAUGCAAGUUUCACGAGUGGCAAGGCAGAUGGUCGAGAGAUUUGGAUUCAGCAAGAAAAUCGGACAAGUUGCUAUCGGUGGAGGUGGUGGAAACCCGUUCUUAGGGCAGCAGAUGUCGAGUCAAAAAGAUUACUCGAUGGCAACGGCUGAUGUGGUUGAUGCUGAAGUACGAGAAUUGGUUGAUACAGCGUACAAAAGAGCGAAGCAGAUCCUCACGACCCACAUCGACAUCCUCCACAAACUUGCUCAGCUACUCAUGGAGAAGGAGACAGUUGACGGUGAAGAGUUUAUGAGUCUAUUCAUCGAUGGAAAGGCUGAAUUAUAUAUAUCUUGAAGCUUGAAGCUAUUAAUACCCGAAUUCGAUUAGAAAAUACAUAUUUCAUAUUUGAAAAUAUGAGAUGAUUUUCAUUGUACAAAAUUGAAUGUUCUGGCUUUUGCUAUACGUUUAGCUUUUUCCAUACUGUAGAUUGAAUAUAUGGAGUAUAUAAGCACCCAGAAGUUCAAAGGGUUGAAGCUAUCACAAAA